GGAGCUUCAGGUUCAUCCUCAUCCUCGAGGGAAAACCUGAGGGCCCAGCCAAGGUCCCACAAGUUGAUGCGAGCCCCUCUGCAGGGUGAACCUGCACUCAGUGCCACCCAGGAAGCCACCAGUCAGGAGCGGGCACAGAGUCUCUGGAAGGAACUCCAGGAGACAGUGUGGCCUCCACAGUGUGAGGCAGCCAGGGAGAUGCAAACAGGUCUGCUGUAGAUGCUGCCGAUGAGACCCCCUCUUCCUAGCCAAGGCCUGCUGGAUAAGAGUGGCAUUUCCGUGGGUGACUUUAUCCCUCAGGAUCUGAGGCGUGCAGAUUUAUUGGCUGGCUUCCUUCUUACAGUUUCUCCUCAGCACACACUCAAGAGAUGCCAUCUGUCCCUCGAGAGGCUGUUGACCGAAAGAGGCUGAAGAGAGAUGUGGAGCCCACCUACAGUGGGACCAGCCUUGGGCCUGAUGAGAGCUUGGCCCAGAGCCCCCAAGUUCAUCAUUCACAAUGAUGCCUCAGAAACCCUCCCAGAGCCCCACACCCUCCAACAGAUGUCACCCUGGAGCCAGCCGUGGAAGAUGUGCAGGGUGAACACAGCGACACCGGCCCCCGGUCCCUCAGCGGGGUCAUCCUGUCAGCACUGGGGCCCAAGAACUCCUCGACUCGCUGCACUCCUACUGCUUCUGCUCCCGGGGGAACAGGAGCACAGGUGCCGCCUGCGGGAGCAGGUGGAGAAGGACAGCGAGCUGAAGAGGGGCAGCUGCCGACAGCCAGGUGCGCACUCUGCAGGAGGAGCUGGACGAGCUGAAGGGAGGGGGCUCCCUGCCUUAGCAGCCUGCUGCCCCCAGCCGAGCGUCAGCUGCAGAGCUCCAGCCAGCGGCAGAAGAAGAGUAGUGGGCAGUGGUGGAGGUAGAGCUGGCUCCAGCUCUGUUGACACCACCCCCUCUAGCACUGGAGCCAGUGUCCCCUCCACCAGCAGUGUUGGAGGUGGAGCAAGGGCCAACAUGGGCUCCAGCAGGAGUGGGAGCUGCUUAGCUGGAGUCACCUGGACCAUCAUUUCUAGUGAGAAGUCCAUCUCCACCUGUGGCUCUUAAGGAGCGUGAGAAGCUUAAUCUCACGGCCUUCCUUCCUAAGCUGGUGGUGGAGCAGUUGACCAUGAUGGAUGCGGUGAGCAGCUGGGCUUUCAGGGUGGUGUGGGGCAGGCCUUCCCUCUGCUAUCGUUGCCCCAGACCUGAUCCAGACUCCUAUGAUCUGGGCCCAA
Molecule: messenger RNA, 1250 nt
Organism: Diceros bicornis minor
Lineage: Eukaryota; Metazoa; Chordata; Mammalia; Perissodactyla; Rhinocerotidae
Product: ral guanine nucleotide dissociation stimulator-like
Exons: 2
Coding region: 418-1083 (221 amino acids)
Biological process (GO): positive regulation of GTPase activity; Ras protein signal transduction
Cellular component (GO): plasma membrane
Molecular function (GO): guanyl-nucleotide exchange factor activity
Source: RefSeq, a predicted model, not a curated record